Messenger RNA from Balaenoptera acutorostrata (minke whale), 2598 nucleotides. It is a transcript of the gene WASL, whose product is annotated as WASP like actin nucleation promoting factor. Bases 329 to 1279 code for a protein of 316 amino acids. Gene Ontology annotation, cellular component: plasma membrane. The record is from RefSeq and is a predicted model, not a curated record. Gene Ontology annotation, biological process: regulation of Rho protein signal transduction; actin filament organization. Lineage: Eukaryota; Metazoa; Chordata; Mammalia; Artiodactyla; Balaenopteridae. The transcript has 9 exons. Gene Ontology annotation, molecular function: small GTPase binding.
UGCCAUGUUGGAUUGUGCGGCCGCCGCCGCCGCCGCCGCCGCGGAAGGAGGGUUGGAGGAGGAGUUGGGAGUUUAGCGCAGUCUCCGGAGUGCGAAGACAACGAGCCUCCGGCCAGAGCCUGGCCCCGCCGGAGCUGGGAGCUUCCCUUUCUCAGCGCGGCCCGCCGUCGACUCCUCCUUCCCGUGGCCUCCUCCCCGCGCCGGCGGAGCUGCGAGAUGCUGCGCCUCUGAUUACCCUCCUCCCGCCCCUGUCACCGAGAAAGGGGACGAGCGCUCGCCCACUCGCUGGAGGAGACGGCCCUGGCCUCCCUACCCCGCCGGCGAAACCAUGAGCUCCGGCCAGCAGCAGCCGCCGCCGCCGCGGAGGGUCACCAACGUGGGGUCCCUGCUGCUCACCCCGCAGGAGAACGAGUCCCUCUUCACCUUCCUGGGCAAGAAAUGUGUGACUAUGUCUUCAGCAGUGGUGCAGUUAUAUGCAGCAGAUCGGAACUGUAUGUGGUCAAAGAAGUGCAGUGGUGUUGCUUGUCUUGUUAAGGACAAUCCACAGAGAUCUUAUUUUUUAAGAAUAUUUGAUAUCAAGGAUGGGAAACUAUUGUGGGAACAAGAGCUAUACAAUAACUUUGUAUAUAAUAGUCCUAGAGGAUAUUUUCAUACCUUUGCUGGAGAUACCUGUCAAGUUGCCCUUAAUUUUGCCAAUGAAGAAGAAGCAAAAAAAUUUCGAAAAGCAGUUACAGACUUGUUGGGUCGGCGACAAAGGAAAUCUGAGAAAAGACGAGACCCCCCAAACGGUCCUAAUCUACCCAUGGCAACAGUUGACAUAAAAAAUCCAGAAAUUACAACAAAUAGAUUUUAUGGGCCACAAGUCAACAACAUCUCCCAUACCAAAGAAAAGAAAAAAGGAAAAGCUAAAAAGAAGAGAUUAACUAAGGCAGAUAUUGGAACACCAAGCAAUUUCCAGCACAUUGGACAUGUUGGUUGGGAUCCGAAUACUGGCUUUGAUCUGAAUAAUUUGGAUCCAGAAUUGAAGAAUCUUUUUGAUCUGUGUGGAAUCUCAGAGGCACAACUUAAAGACAGAGAAACAUCAAAAGUUAUAUAUGACUUCAUUGAAAAAACAGGAGGUGUUGAAGCUGUUAAAAAUGAACUACGAAGGCAAGGUCCACCACAAUGGAGUGGUAUGUAUGGGGGAUGUUAUUUGGCCCAGUGUACUAAAUUAUGCAUGUAUUUAUUUUCAAAGAAGCUAGAGCUCAUUUAUCCUGCCUCCAAAUCUAACAUCCAGUAAGGUUUUCUGCCUUCUCUUCAAACUAAUGUUUGGGGCUAUGUAACUAAUGUUACACAGAUGCUAAAGUAAAAAAGGAAGUUUAUUUCUAUAUGAGUCAGAGCUCAUAUUUCAUCUGUAAUUUAGAUAAUUUUUUUGAAAUUCUGUGGAUUACCUCUUAACAGCACCACUGUUUUUAUUAUUACUUAAUAUACUUAUUUUUAGUGAUUGCUUUUCACACUUGGCAUUAUUUCAAUAACCUACAUAAAAUAUACUUACAUUUUUACAUUAAUUUGGGGCAGUGGGGAGGACUAAACAUAAGCAAACACACAGUUAUAAAUGACUACUCAGAGAGUUGUUAGUAUUCCCAUAAAUUUACAUUUGUGUUGAAUAAUACUUGCCUGGUUUGCUUUAAUCUUGAUGAGAGUGCAUGAGAGCAGUUUCCUGAAUUCUAUAAAACUAUAUUUCUUUUAAAUAUUAGUUAUAUUUAUAUUAUUUUACAAUUUCUGCUUAUAAUUCCCCUAAAUAAAUAUCUAGAGUUAUCUACCAAUUACUCUUAAUAUUAAUUUGAUCUGAAAUAAUAUCUGAAAGUUAAGUAUAUCAACUUUUCUUUAUCGUGCGGCAUCAAGACGAGGUUUUUUCCAUAAGCCUCAGUCUGUCUUCUUUUCUAAGCUUUGAUAGUAAGAACAGUUUUAUUUGUUGUAACUUUUGUGUCAUGCUUUUUACUUUAUGUAUUUAUUAAAUAUCUAAGAACUAUCGUUGUCAUUCUGAUUCUGGUGUUUGUGUGACUCAGUUUUGAAAAUCUGUAGGCCGCCAGACUUUCUCACAGUGGUGUGUGAUCUCAGCAGACAUUUUUGUGCAUAUGAACCUAACGUGCCGUCUUUCCUCUCCUCCUGUUUUAAUUCUUUCACAUUUUUACCUUGGGAUAUGGCAUAUCUUUUGCAUACUUUCCUUUUUUUAUGUAGGCAUAAUACAGAUUGUAAAAAUAGAAAGUUGGUAAUAGAUGUUUUCCUCAUGAAAAUAUAGAGAUGUUUCCACUCACUUUUCAGAUAAUAGAAAUGCUGAACUUGUGCUGUACCCAAACUUGGUGCAGCUGAUAAUUUAUUCACUAUCAAUUAAGGCUCUCCCUUUGCCUGAACAAUAAUUUACUGUCUCUUUGAAUGGGUAUUAGCUGAAUCCCAAAUUAUUCCAAUAAAUGUGCUUAUUCCCAGUUCAAAAGAACUUUAAAUCUCUCUAUUGAAGAGAUACAUCAUUGUACGUAGAAAAGAUUAUGGUUCCAGAGUCCUUGGUGAAACCACAGGAAUUGAUGGACUAAUACCUUUUGUAGUAGAAUAGAGUGGGUC